AUGGUGACUUGUCCUGACUCCUUAAGAAGCAGGAUUAAUUGUUCCAUUCCUUUUAAAACAGGCCUGGAAGAAAUAGAAUUCUUACAGUUGAUGUUCAAAGAAGACUUCAUCUGUGACAGCUACUUGAGUAAAAGUCUGCACGGAAGGAUUACCACAGAAGAAUUACAUUUCGGGGAAGGGGUGCAUCGAAAAGCUUUCCGAAGCAAGGUGUUGCAAGGCUUGGUGCCUCCACUCAGCCCAGGUCACCCCUGUGUUUUGAAAGUGCACAAUGCCAUUGUGUAUGGGACCAAGAAUAACGAUGAACUUGUGGAAAAGAAUUACAAAUUGGCACUACAGGAAUGUUAUGUUCAGAACACAGCAAGAGAAUACGCCAAAAUCUAUGCUGCCGAAACACAACCUCUUGAAGGCUUUGGAGAAGUACCUGAAAUCAUUCCUAUUUUCCUUAUUCAUCGGCCCCAGAAUAACAUCCCUUAUGCAACAGUGGAAGAGGAACUCAUUGGAGAAUUCGUGAAAUAUUCUGUUAAGGAUGGGAAAGAAAUAAAUUUCAUGAGAAAAGACUCAGAAGCUGGCCAGAAAUGUUGCACGUUUCAGCACUGGGUGUACGAAAAAACCAGUGGCAGCUUGCUUGUAACAGAUAUGCAAGGUGUAGGAAUGAAACUAACUGACGUUGGCAUAGCAACACCGGCCAAAGGGUACAAAGGUUUCAAAGGCAAUUGCUCCAUCUCAUUUAUCGAUCAGUUUAAGGCUCUCCACCUGUGCAACAAAUACUGUGAGAUGUUAGGACUGAAACCCCUUCAAAACAGUGGUCUGAAACAGAAGAAGCCUGCAGUCUCCCGAAUCAAGGUGCAAUCCAAUCCAACUAUGGCAAAGAAAAGAUUGGUCAAUGCGCAGACUUCCAAAAAAACAUGA
Notechis scutatus (mainland tiger snake) is the source of this 909-nucleotide messenger RNA. The record is from RefSeq and is a predicted model, not a curated record. NCBI's taxonomy places the organism in Eukaryota, Metazoa, Chordata, Lepidosauria, Squamata, Elapidae.